GUAUACUCAUGCCUCGUUGUCGAAAGGUUAGAAGCUGUCACAGGCUUCACCCGUCUCAUAAGGUGUAUGUUUAUUCGGAGAGACGACUGGUGGUUUUAUCUGUGAAACGGAUCAACCAAUGUAGCGGUUAAAACUCCGUAUCGGGGAAGUCGGGGGAGUCGAUUAUCCGGAAUGCACGAAGCUAUAGGCGACGAAUUUAAAUUACACUAAGGAGGAUAGACACCAAGAUGAUAGAAUGAGUCUGCUGCAUCGUAUGCGCGAAACAGACGUCAGACUGCCCGGCUACCGGAGGCGAAGAGUGGACCAAAAACAAUGAAACCAAUUGCCAACGUUUCGCAGAUGUUCGUGGAUCGUUAUUGUAAUGGAUCUGGACAGACUGGAUUCACCGAAACUGAUCUUGGAAGAAUCCUUGCCCAAGGGAUGUGGGAUAAUGACAAAAAAGGGGAAGAGGGGUUUAUCUCCAUGUCACGUAGUCGCAAAGGCACGGCCAAAAAGCGAUGGGAACAUUCCCGUCAGGUGACAGCUGCUGAAUUACUGGAGACUUUGCGCAACACAAUCCAGAGUGAAGCCGUGGAGAUGAGCUUUGAUUACUUGAUGUUACAUCGAGUAUGCUGGGGGAUGCUUCGGUUUGCCAAAGAAGCGUGUGACGCCCACCUGCGAAAACUCUUUGGCUUUGGGUACCUGGAGAAAGAGAGCCAGCUGCCAUUUCUGGUGGGAUAUAUCUUCAUGGCUGUCAUGAAUACUGACCGACUGGGGAAGCAGAUAGUAGAGAAGGGCGAAGCAGUUAAGAGCAAUUUACUGAUGUGCGCCGCGGAGGUGGUUGAGGAUAUGAUAGAUACUAAGUCUGGAUCUAUUGUGCACAAGAAGCUGGCCACACAAGGCUUUCAGAUUGAAUUUGAAGAGGAUUGA
This is a messenger RNA of Aspergillus glaucus CBS 516.65, 909 nucleotides long. RefSeq lists its product as uncharacterized. NCBI's taxonomy places the organism in Eukaryota, Fungi, Ascomycota, Eurotiomycetes, Eurotiales, Aspergillaceae. The record is from RefSeq and is a predicted model, not a curated record. Bases 313 to 909 code for a protein of 198 amino acids. The transcript has a single exon.